AUGUCAAGGACAGACUUGAGAAUCUACAUAAGCAAAGCACUGACCUUCAUUUUUAUUUGUGCAGCACCAACAGUGCCAAGCAGAGCUUUGCCAGAUGUUAGUGAAGCUGUCGAUGGCGCCGUCGUCCCAACUAUAAAACAUGGCGUUCCUCAGGGCAGCACUCCUCCGUUCUGGAUCACCAUGACAACCAGCCCUUUAGUGUUUCCCACUUUCUGUCCCUGGUUCAACAUCCCAGAUUAUCUGACAGUCAGUCUGAACGGUUUAAAGAAAACCAUCAGCCAGGCCUCAAAGUUCUGCACCGUCAUGCUAACGGGUUUGCCUGAGAGAAACUACACCCACCAGGACGUCGCUAAGCUAGUGUGGAAACAUUUCCCCAAACAGAAUCUGCAGACUCUGUUCUACAACGUGGUGGUUUUACCGCUACAGAGGAGGGCCUUUGUGUUUUUCAGCAGCUGGGACGGAUGCAGUGAUUUUGUCGGAAGUCACAUCAUAAAUCCAGUUUUUGUUAAAGGCUCCAGGCUCAGUGUUCACCUGGUGUUGGAGGACAUGCAGCCCGGAUUCAGUGAGGAGACGAUGUACCGAUCUGUGAUGAAGUGGAGCAACGCUCACGUUUCUCAGCUCCGGCCUCUGGACAAGCGGCUGCUCUGCGUGGAGAUCUCUGAACCUACAACUCACCUCGUCAUGAUGGUCAUGAAAAAAGUGGCAACCGUUGCUCCUUUCGUCAACUUCCUGCCGCUGGCUAACAGGAUUGUGAUUGAAAUGGCUGAACCAAGCGGCGUAACAGCAGCUGUUCUCCAAAUCUCACUGAACUCCUCACCAGAACACCAACUGUGGAGCAAAGUUAAACGUAUUGAACCUUUAAAGAGUCUGAAUCGGCGUCUUCGAGACUCAAGAGAGGCUGUGAUAAACCUUGAAUCGGACUCAUCGAUGAAACCAGCUGCUACAUCAAAAUCCAAACCAGACAAGAGAAACCUUCGUUCAGAACCAGAAUCGCCAUCAGAGGAGAAUCUUUCUCCAAAGAGGAGGAAGCUGGAGCUGAGUGACCAAUCCCAGAUACUUUACAAUAAAACUGAAGAUGAAACAACCCAGAAAAAAUGUCAGGAAGACCUUCAGGUCCAUGUCAGUUCAACUGAAGAUCAGACCAAAAACAAGACUAAAGUCCAGAAACCAGAAAGUCUCUCCAAGCUUCUGUCUGAAGACUUUAAACUUCACCAAACGAUGGACUCAAUGGAGGAUCAACCAGAAACUAACAAAGAAAGCAUCGCUGUCGCAACCAGAACCAAACCUCCUAAAGAUGAAGAAAUGGUUCACGAGACACAAAGGUUGAGUUUUCCUGAACGACGACGAGCUGGAAACAUUUCCUAUCAGAAAGCGACUGAAGACGAUGAAGAGGAGGAAAGUCCAGCAAACGAAAAGAGAAAGCUCCCAAAGUCGUCUUUGAAAGUUCUCAGGAAUCUGGAUGAAGUGAAAGAGGAAGACGAUGCGACGGAGGAAGAGUUGAGGGAAGGUUUAUGGAGGGAAAACCUUCAGGAUGAGGAUGAGGAAAACUCAGCCGGUGAGUUUGUGGAGCCCAUAUUGGGUUUUUUCUGCUCCAUUUGUUCGGUUUUCUUCCUGGACGAGAACGCAGCCGAGGAUUCGCACUGCUGCAGCCGCUCUCACCUCCGCAACCUGCAGAUUUAUUACCAGAAACUUUUACAACAUUAAUCUGAGGAACGAUGUGAAGGUAAAUCCAAUGUUUCAUUUUGUCAACCCAACAUGAAUGUAAAGCCAUUGGUUUGUUUUUUUUGGCUGUAAAGUUUUCCUUCAUCUGCUAACUUAACUGCAGAUUAAAGUUUUUCAUUUCCUGUCAUUUGGGUCCAGAUCAGAUCAGAACCAAGUCUGUUCACGCUCCAAAAAGAGCUAAAAAUCAUUUUUCUCUUCCUACAUUUUAGUAGUUUAUAGGUUUUCUAGUAAGGAUUGGAUGAGAA
This is a messenger RNA of Xiphophorus hellerii (green swordtail), 1967 nucleotides long. RefSeq lists its product as uncharacterized. Gene Ontology annotation, molecular function: nucleic acid binding; zinc ion binding. The transcript has 11 exons. Gene Ontology annotation, cellular component: nucleus. Bases 1 to 1704 code for a protein of 567 amino acids. The record is from RefSeq and is a predicted model, not a curated record. NCBI's taxonomy places the organism in Eukaryota, Metazoa, Chordata, Actinopteri, Cyprinodontiformes, Poeciliidae.